Messenger RNA from Beta vulgaris subsp. vulgaris (sugar beet), 2183 nucleotides. RefSeq names its product 2-methylpropanoate--CoA ligase CCL4. Lineage: Eukaryota; Viridiplantae; Streptophyta; Magnoliopsida; Caryophyllales; Amaranthaceae. The record is from RefSeq and is a predicted model, not a curated record. The transcript has a single exon. Bases 305 to 2053 code for a protein of 582 amino acids.
AACUACUCCAUGUGAUCAUGUGAUGUAUUUGUAUCAUGUUGCAAAUGCCAAACUGUACCUUAGCCUUUCUUUUCAAUGGUCUUCAUUCUUCAACUGCUUUUCUCGGCUCACAUUACUAUAGGUAGGCGGUAGCUCUUCGGUGUACUUAUUAUUAUAUGAUCGCCAUUACUCAUAUAAGUAUUUCUCUCUUUAUUUUUCAGUUAUUCGAUCUUACUCAAUUAACAAAAACAAACCAACAAAACAUUUGAUCAGUUUAAUACUACUAAAAAAUCACCUUAUCCAAGCUAAGGCAAACUAACCUAGUAUGGAUCAGCUUAAACCAAAACCAGCAAAUUCCAUGCCACUCACUCCGUUAACAUUGUUAGAACGAGCUGCGAUUGUAUACGGCGAGUGUCCCUCUAUAGUAUACAAGGCGAUCACGUAUACAUGGGCGGACACUCACCGUCGAUGCCUUCAGAUCGCUUCUUCCCUCACUUCUCUUGGCAUUGUACGCGGCGACGUGGUGUCCGUUGUAGCACCGAAUGUCCCCGCUGCGUACGAGCUACAUUUCGCGGCCCCAAUGUCUGGGGCUGUUCUUAACAACAUCAACAUUCGCCUUGACCCUAGGACGAUCUCGAUCCUCCUUCGUCAUAGCGAGUCGAAACUCGUGUUUGUGUACUACCGAUUAUCAUCUCUUGUGUUGCAGGCUAUUUCUUUGCUCCCUGCUGAUUACCCUCGACCCAUUCUGGUGCUCAUUACUGAUAAUGAAUAUGAUUAUGAUCAUAUUACACCAAGUGAGUUUCUUAAAGCUUUGGCACCCCCUGAACUUGCACUUGCUGAUAAUAACACUAAACCAAGUGAUGAGUUUCUUACUACUUAUGAAGAGAUGGUUGAAUCUGGGGAUCCGGGAUAUAGGUGGAUCCGACCCGAAUGUGAGUGGGAUCCGAUUGUGUUAAAUUACACCUCUGGAACGACGUCGUCACCUAAAGGAGUGGUGCAUUGUCACCGUGGCUCCUACAUAACCACCAUGGACGCGCUCACUGAUUGGUCCGUCCCUAAACAACCCGUUUACCUGUGGACCCUACCGAUGUUUCACUCCAACGGUUGGAGCUUCACUUGGGGUAUGGCUGCCGUCGGCGGCACAAAUGUAUGCCUUAAAAAAUUCGAUGGCGCCACCAUACACGCCGCGAUCCGCGCGCACAAUGUGACCCACAUGUGUGCAGCACCAGUAGUGCUCAGCAUGCUCACCACCCUCACCUCUGACCCGGGCCCGCUCUCCUGGCCCGUUCACAUUCUCACUGGCGGGUCACCACCGCCAGCACCCAUCCUCAUUCGGGCCGAGGCCCUGGGAUUCAUUGUCGGGCAUGGGUACGGGCUCACAGAGACAGGAGGGGUGAUGGUUUCCUGUGCUUGGAAACGACAAUGGAAUGAUCUCCCUUCAUUAGAGCGGGCCCGGCUAAGGGCCCGCCAGGGAGUUCGAACCAUUGCCUUGACAGAUAUUAACAUUAUCAACCCGAACACUGGCCAGCCAGUAAAUCGAGACGGAAAAUCUGUUGGAGAGAUAGUUCUCCGAGGUGCGUCCAUCAUGUUAGGGUACCUCAAAGACCCAGAAGGGACUUCCAAAUGCAUGGGAGAAGAUGGGUGGUUUAGAACGGGUGAUCUAGGUGUAAUGCACUCAGAUGGAUAUUUAGAGAUUAAAGAUCGUUCAAAAGAUAUAAUUAUUAGUGGGGGAGAAAACAUUAGUAGUGUUGAGGUUGAGAAUGUGUUAUAUACUUAUCCGGCCGUCAGCGAGGUGGCGGUUGUGGCCAAGAACGACGAGUAUUGGGGGGAGACGCCGUGCGCAUUCAUAAGUUUGAGGAAGGGUUUGAAGGAGAAACCUACGGAGCGAGACAUAUUUGAGUAUUGUAGGGCCAAAAUGCCACAUUAUAUGGUGCCUAAAAGGGUGGUGUUUAAAGAGGACCUUCCUAAGACUUCUACUGGGAAGAUUCAGAAGUACUUGCUAAGGGACAUGGCUAAUUCUUUGGGUAUGGAUAAAAAUAGACGUGUUACCUCAUCCUUUCCAAGUCGUUUAUAGAUGGAUGCUUAUAUUAUCAGGUUAUGCAUUAUUGUAAUCUGUAAAAUGAUUUUUAUAGUUUUACUUGUGAUUGAUUUUCACUCUUUGUAAUUUCUUUUAUUUCUAUUUCACUUUGAAUUUUUUUCAAUAA